Messenger RNA from Anopheles cruzii, 960 nucleotides. RefSeq names its product putative gamma-glutamylcyclotransferase CG2811. Bases 215 to 703 code for a protein of 162 amino acids. The record is from RefSeq and is a predicted model, not a curated record. Gene Ontology annotation, molecular function: gamma-glutamylaminecyclotransferase activity. Lineage: Eukaryota; Metazoa; Arthropoda; Insecta; Diptera; Culicidae. The transcript has a single exon.
CGAAGCAUCCGUCGCGCACCACGCAUUGCAUAGAGAUCAUAGCAACGCGAUAGUGCGCGAAUCUCGUACACUCGCGAACACUGAUAAGUGUGUGCGAAUGUGUUCGUGCCGCGUCACAAUUCCACAUGACAGAUUGGCGCUGAACUAUCGGAUGUGACCGUGGCGAGACUAGGCGAAGGUGAUACUCCGGACAGCCGGAGCUGGAGACGAGGCCAUGUCCAUGGCGCCGUUACGACGUGUUUUCGUCUACGGUACCCUGAAGCGAGGCGAACCUAAUCAUCACUGGUUGACGAGUGUGGCCAACGGCGAAGCAAGCUUUGUCGGCCACGGCACCACGGUCGUCCGCUAUCCUCUCGUGAUCGGUUCUCGGUACAACAUUCCGUUCCUGCUGGACGUAGCGGGACAGGGACAUAAUGUAAGGGGCGAAAUCUACACCAUCGACGAUCGGAUGCUGUCGCGGCUGGACGUGCUAGAGGACUAUCCGCGGCUGUACGAACGGCGGCCGGAAGAGAUUCGCCAGGAUGUGGACGGUGUAGUAAUAACGUGCUGGAUCUAUCUUCUUCAACGUUUCCCCGAGCGGCUACUCAAAGGGGCGGAGCUGCUGGAGGAGUACCGCAACAGUGCCCACCGACCGUACACGGAAUCGGAUGAUGAUAACGUUUUUGCUGAGCACGAGAACGGAGCUGGAAAAGAUGACGUGUAGCCGUAGCAAGCGAGGGCGAGAAAGUGAAAGUAGAUCCACUAUAAAGCACAUCUCAAAGUCAAGGUCAAGUGCAGCACGAAGGCCCAGGACGAAAAUAACAGAACGCUGCACGGCGUGUGAGUGUGGUAGUGUGUUGAUUUGUAAACAAAUAGAUCAUACUCGAGAAGGUUAUUCUUUAUAGGGAAAGUGAGUCGAGACUCAGGACGUUUGAAAAAAAAUACAGUGGUCACUAAUAGAUUGCGUUAUUGUUUCUAGAA